AUGACUAUUGUGCUUGGAUUUGAAGGCAGUGCCAACAAAAUUGGUGUUGGGAUUAUUCAAGAUGGAAAGGUUCUCAGCAACCCAAGAAGAACCUAUAUAACACCUCCAGGGCAAGGUUUCCUUCCUAGUGACACUGCUCGUCAUCAUCGCUCCUGUAUACUGGAAGUGCUACAUGAAGCUCUAGAGGAAGCACAGAUACAACCAAAGGAUAUAGACUGUGUGGCUUACACAAAAGGACCUGGAAUGGGAGCACCUUUGCUUUCGGUAGCAAUAGUGGCACGCACAGUAGCACAGCUCUGGAAUAAACCUCUGAUAGGAGUAAAUCAUUGCAUAGGCCAUAUUGAAAUGGGGCGACUGAUUACUGGUGCGGAAAACCCCACUGUUUUGUAUGUGAGUGGAGGCAACACACAGGGUUCAUUGCUUUUACCCCUGGCCCCGGGAAUCGGAUAUUUGGGUUUGAAACAAUAAAAAAUUUUUGCUGAAGGAAACUUUUUGGGGCCCCGGGAUUUGCUAGAGUCCAAAAAGGAUCUCAAUGAUCCCAGUCCUGGUUAUAAUAUUGAGCAAAUGGCCAAGAAGGGCAAAAUAUUUGUGGAGCUGCCAUACACUGUGAAAGGAAUGGACGUGUCUUUCUCUGGCAUUCUUUCUUACAUUGAGGACAUGGCUCACAAAAUGUUGUCUUUAGGAGAUUGUACCCCAGAGGACCUCUGUUUCUCUUUACAGGAGACUUUGUUUGCUAUGCUUGUGGAGAUCACAGAACGGGCUAUGGCUCAUUGCGGCUCACAAGAAGUACUAAUAGUUGGUGGAGUUGGAUGUAAUGUUCGCUUGCAGGAGAUGAUGGAAGUUAUGUGCAAGGAACGAGGUGCCAAAUUGUUUGCAACAGAUGAAAGAUUCUGCAUAGAUAAUGGUGCUAUGAUUGCCCAAGCUGGAUGGGAAAUGUUUCGCUCUGGUCACAUCACACUGCUGCAAGACUCCUGGAUAACUCAAAGGUUCAGAACAGAUGAGGUGGAGGUUACAUGGAGAGACUGA
Messenger RNA from Staurois parvus, 1026 nucleotides. The record is from the annotation of a GenBank genome assembly. Lineage: Eukaryota; Metazoa; Chordata; Amphibia; Anura; Ranidae.